Molecule: messenger RNA, 935 nt
Organism: Neohortaea acidophila
Lineage: Eukaryota; Fungi; Ascomycota; Dothideomycetes; Mycosphaerellales; Teratosphaeriaceae
Exons: 2
Coding region: 344-868 (174 amino acids)
Source: RefSeq, a predicted model, not a curated record
GGGAGCUGUAUUUCUCUGUGUGAGGGUUGUUGUGUCGCUUUCUCUGGCUCGUUUGGGUCUCUGCUGGGGGGUAAUGGACUGUAUGACGUCAGAUUGACGUUUUGGGCUCGGGGGGUGAUGGAGAUGGGCGAAAUUCGCCGUGUGCCGGAUGAGGCGAGGAAGGUGAGAAAGGCUGCCGGGUUGGAUCAUUUCGGUGAGCUGUUAUGGUCUGGGAGAUACCUGAUGAUCUCAUCGAGGCACUCGUCCGCAAAAUUGGUGGCGAGAUGCGACAAAUCGGCCGAGUCUUCGAGACCAAAACGAAGGUGAGCAAGAGCAAGAUGCCUGCCGGCUUCGGAUCAUUUCGAUGAGGAAAUCUACAUGUAUCUGGAAAACUACUUGGAGAUCACAUCACGGCACUCUUACGAAAAUACGACUUCGGGAUGCGACAAAUCGGCACGAAUCCCCGCGUACGGCGCUCGUGACAAAUCCGUACGGUUCGAGAUGCAACAGCCGACUUCACAAGCGAGCUACGCGACGAAUCAGGCCACAUCAUCGACUUUCCGAUCGGGGCAACCUUGUGAUCACCAAGUUGGCGCCUGAUCUCUGUGCUCAUCUUCUGAGAACGUCAGGAGCAUCCCGUGCGCCCAUGGGGCCGCCCUCCGGUCUGGCGCGUCCCACGCGUCCAUGGAUCGGGGGCGUCCCACGCGUCCAUGGGCCGGUCUUCCGAGCCCCAAAAUCGGCUGGCCUGAAAACCGUUCUCCGAGGGCUCUCCGAGACUUAUACCUUUUCGGACGACCUUCGUCAUUGUGAGCAACCUUAUUUCCAGGUGUGGCAAAAGAAUCGAGCCAGAUCGUGGAUUGCGAUUGCCGAGAAAAUGAAUCGGUGGUAGGGGGCUGGGAGUGGAGAGGGUGAAAAGUCGAAGAGCGCGGGCAGCCAGCCGAAUAAGCUGCGCCGGC